This is a messenger RNA of Lolium rigidum, 2719 nucleotides long. Its product is annotated as protein STRUBBELIG-RECEPTOR FAMILY 3-like. The transcript has 17 exons. NCBI's taxonomy places the organism in Eukaryota, Viridiplantae, Streptophyta, Magnoliopsida, Poales, Poaceae. Gene Ontology annotation, biological process: protein phosphorylation. Gene Ontology annotation, molecular function: protein kinase activity; ATP binding; protein binding. The coding region runs from base 204 to 2291 and encodes 695 amino acids. The record is from RefSeq and is a predicted model, not a curated record.
UGCUGCUCCUGCUCGCGGCCGCGGCAUUGGCGCCGCCCCGGGCGCGCGCGCUCACCCAAGACGCCGACGUCUCUGCCAUAAACGGGCUGUACGUCUCGCUGGGAUCGCCGAAGCUUCCUGGAUGGAUUCCGAACGGCGGAGACCCCUGCGGCGAGCUUUGGCAGGGCAUCACAUGCACCGGCACAAGUAUAACCUCAAUAAAGAUGAAUGUUGCAAACUUGGGAGGGAAGCUCGGCAGCUUAGGCGGCUUCACUGCGAUCACCACCAUAGAUCUUAGUAAUAAUAACAUUGGUGGACCUAUACCAGAAGACCUACCUCUCACAUUGCAGAGCCUUUUCCUCUCCGAUAAUCAGCUCACUGGAAGCAUCCCGAUUUCAUUGUCAAAGCUUACAAGUUUAUCAGCCAUGUCACUCAAUGCCAACCAUCUGGAUGGAGAACUGCCAGAUGCUUUCGAUCCACUUGUUGGGCUUGUAAAUUUGGACAUUUCUUCUAACAACUUUUCUGGUGUGUUACCACCUUCAGUGAAAAACAUGUCAUCUUUGACUACAUUGCGCAUACAAGACAAUCAACUGUCAGGGACCCUUGACUACUUGCAGGAUCUUCCUCUGAAAGACUUGAAUGUAGAGAACAACUUGUUUUCUGGACCAGUGCCUCCAAAGCUACUGAACAUACCAACCUUCAAAAUGGAUGGUAAUCCAUUUAAUACCACUAUAGCCCCGUCAGCAUCACCACCUUCAGCAGCAGCAGGACCUUCACCAACUCCAACACCAGCAGGACCAAAACCAGCCCCAACACCAACAACAACACCUACGGGUCUAAAUCCAACACGAGCACCUCCAUCACCCCCCUCAAAAUCCCCUCCUCCUUCAAACUCUUCUGAUGGAUCAACUACUCGAGAUAGCACUUCAUCAUCUAGAAAACAUAGUUCGUCAGCCCUCAAGAUUGCUGGAUUUGUUCUUCUUGGAGUGGUGCUGUUCAUAGCUAUAGUCCUGCUGGUAAUAUUUUGCUUGUCCAAGUACCAAGAGAGGCAGUCAAGAUAUGAUGAUAACAGAAGUCAGCUUGGAAGGAUGAGCCAUAGGGUUGAACCCCAAAUUAUGCCAGCUUCAGUGAAGCCAAGGGACGAUAUUAAAAAAGGUGAGGCCCUUGACAAGAGAGGUCGCGACAUGAGUAUGGCAGCAGCAGCUCUCCCAAAGAAGCCUGAUGAAAAUCGAAAGGAACACAUAAUUAAUUUAGAUCGAACAGACUCAGAACUUUUUGCAGCUGCACCGCCACCGCCUCCACCCCCACCUCCACUACCCGCUGCUCAAAAAGUUAUUGUAAAUCCUAUUGUUCCUCCAGAAAAGAGAUAUAGCCCUCCACCAAGGACAAGUACACCAAAUUCUGCGACACCCUUCUCUGUUGCAUCCCUUCAACAAUACACAAACAGUUUCAGAGAGCAGAAUGUGAUAAGAGAGAGUAGAUUGGGAAAGGUAUACCUAGCUGAGCUUCCUGAAGGCAAGUUAAUGGAGGUUAUGAAGGUUGACAAUACUAACGGAAGAGUGUCAGUAGAUGACUUUCUAGAUUUGGUUGCACGUGUCUCAAAGAUCAAGCAUCCUAACAUCCUUGAGUUAGUUGGAUAUUGUGCUGAAUAUGGACAGCGGUUACUCGUGUAUAAUCACUUUAGUAGAAAAACACUAGACGAUGCACUUCAUGAUAGAGAGGAUAUUGACAAUACUCUAUCAUGGAAUGCUCGCCUCCAGGUCGCUCUUAGUUCAGGAAAAGCCUUACAAUAUCUCCAUGAAAGCGUCCAACCACCAGUUGUGCAUCAGAAUUUUGAACCAGAAAAUGUGCUCCUUGAUAACAAAGUAUCUGUGUGCGUUGCUGAAUGUGGAUUGGCAGAACUGAUGCCAUCAAAUUCUGUCACUCAGUUGUCAGGUCGGAUGCGUACAUUACUGAACUAUGAAGCGCCUGAACUCCAGGAAUCUAGGAUCAUCACAGAACGAGGUGAUGUUUACAGUUUUGGAGUAGUGAUGCUUGAACUUCUUACUGGGCGUAAACCAUACGAUAGUUCACGCCCACGCCAUGAGCAGCAUCUUGUUAGAUGGGCUGGUUUUCAGCUUCAUGACAUUGAAUCCCUCUCCAAGAUGGUAGACCCUUCUAUUCGUGGGCAGUGUCCUGAGAAAGCAUUGUCGCGAUUUGCUGACAUAAUUAGCCGUUGUAUCCAGAGGGAGCAAGAAUUCAGGCCACCAAUGUCUGAAAUUGUCCAGGACCUAGCUAGUAUUGUAAACGCUUCUGGUGAGGAAUCAGAGUAACAAGAAAUUCAAAUAUUACAGAUCUCAUGCGCCAAGUCGCCGCUGGGAAAUUUUUGGGGCGGAAUUUUUGUUGGCAUAAUGCAAAGCACAUCACAUGCCAUAAAUUCCUGGGAGAAGUAUAGUCAUUAAUCCUUACCAAUGUAUGAUGUAACUAUGUAAAUGAUGAAUAGGUGAUCACAUUCAUUGAAGGAAAACACUAUGCUUUCCAAAUGAAAUGUAUUAGGAAGAAUAUUGGAUAUUUAGUGGACAGAAACUGGGGUGCAGAAAACAGGAAAAAAAUAGAAAUAGGAAAUAUGCAUGAAUUAGAGGAAUUGGAUGUAAAAUGUCUAGUGCAAUAUGAAAGUCAUCUUUUGGUGAAGGGUUUUGGAGGAAUCUCAGAAGGAACAAAAUACUACAGGAAAUUUUUCUAUACAAUCAUUUGUAACAAA